This is a messenger RNA of Fusarium musae, 582 nucleotides long. RefSeq lists its product as uncharacterized. Bases 1 to 582 code for a protein of 193 amino acids. Lineage: Eukaryota; Fungi; Ascomycota; Sordariomycetes; Hypocreales; Nectriaceae. Gene Ontology annotation, molecular function: hydrolase activity, acting on ester bonds. The transcript is spliced from 2 exons. The record is from RefSeq and is a predicted model, not a curated record.
AUGAAGCUGUUCCAUCUAUGUCUUCUUCUGGCAGCCGGCCUGGGUGAAGCUUUUGCUAGUCCAGUUGCUGCGAUGGCCGCUCAGACUACGAAGAAUCUCCUUGUUUUUGGUGAUUCAUACUCGACAGUGGGAUUCUGGCCUGGAGGACAACUACCAUCGGCUUCCAGCCCCAUCGGGAACCCCGGACUGCCAGGGCAGACGACUUCUGCUGGUCUCAACUGGGUCGGUCACGUCACGUCAACUCUCAACACAUCGUUAAUCCUCACAUACGACUUUGCUUACAGCGGAGCAACUGUCGACAAGAAGAUCGUCAACUCGUGGGCCCAGUACUCAAUGUCGGAGCAGGUUGAUCUCUAUAAGCAAUAUGUUGCGCCAAAGAUUACAAAAGCUGAUGCGCUCGUUGCAUUCUGGAUUGGUAUCAACGAUGUGGGUGAAGCGUUUUGGAGCAAGAAGAGUGCUCUUGUUACCGAAUGCGUGAACAGAUACUUUGAGCUCCUACAGGUUCUUGUCAACGAUGGCUACAGCAAAUUCGUCUUGCUGAGUAUUCCCGGUAAGCCCCGACCAUUUGGAAAGGAGAAGUAG